Dichomitus squalens LYAD-421 SS1 is the source of this 558-nucleotide messenger RNA. RefSeq lists its product as uncharacterized. The annotation marks the transcript as partial. The transcript has a single exon. NCBI's taxonomy places the organism in Eukaryota, Fungi, Basidiomycota, Agaricomycetes, Polyporales, Polyporaceae. The record is from RefSeq and is a predicted model, not a curated record.
GUAACACUGACCUUCCAUACAGGCCACGGACAGACGGCUCUCUACCUCGACCCCACCAAGGUCACGAAGUACGUCACACUCGAGCCAAACACCUUAAUGCACCCCAAGAUUCGCAUCACCGCAGCCAAGAACGGGUUCACGGAAGAGACCGGCACGCUCCUCAUCCUCCCAUAUGGCGCCGAGAAAAUCUCCCUUAUCACGUCCGCUCUCGGGGGCGCACAUGCCGUCGACACUCUCGUCUCAAUCUUCUCGCUCUGCUCCAUACCCGAUCCCGAGCAGACCCUGACCGCGUUUGUCAACGACGUGCUCAAGCCUGGGGGGACGCUGCUGUUCUACGAACAUGUUUUGAGUCCAAGGGAGGAUGUCGCGAGAUGGCAGCGAUUCUGGACCCCCGUAUGGGUCUAUAUCAUGGACGGGUGCCGUAUGGACCGCCCUACGCAUUUGUGGAUCGAGAAUAUGGACGCAUGGGCAGAGGGAAGCGUGUGGGGGAAGGACGAUGAGCCUGAAGAACAUCUGUUCUGGCGGCGGGCCGGACGGUUUGUGAAGAAGGAUGAUUGA